Molecule: messenger RNA, 1620 nt
Organism: Orbilia oligospora ATCC 24927
Lineage: Eukaryota; Fungi; Ascomycota; Orbiliomycetes; Orbiliales; Orbiliaceae
Exons: 5
Coding region: 1-1620 (539 amino acids)
Biological process (GO): protein N-linked glycosylation; cell wall mannoprotein biosynthetic process
Cellular component (GO): mannan polymerase complex
Molecular function (GO): alpha-1,6-mannosyltransferase activity
Source: RefSeq, a predicted model, not a curated record
AUGUCGUUACCUACCAGUCGGCAUUCGCACACCCAAUACUCGAAUGGCUAUUCGAAUGGAUAUUCAGGUGGAUAUAAGAAUGGUCAUGCGAGCUACUACAAGGAUGAAUCAUGGGCAAUGUCUCCUCAAGAUUCUAAGUAUCAUCCUAAAUUUCGAAAGUCAGCAUACGCCCGAAGACGUUUAUUCUUGAAACUUGGCUUUGUAUUCUUGGUUGUCUUCGGAUUCUCCUUAUUGGUAUCGCCGUCUCUAAGGUUCACUGUCUUCUCCGCCAUCGGAUUGGGGUAUUCGCUGUACAAGGACAUCCCUGGGGUUGAAUACCAUGAUCUUUCGCUAUACAAAGGCAGUGCCACUGGUUGGCAAAGAGGAGAAAGAAUAUUGUUCCUUUCGCCUCUUCGUGACGCCGAGGCCCACUUGCCCAUGUUCUUCAGCCAUCUCCGGAAUCUUACAUACCCUCAUCAUCUCAUCGACCUUGCAUUCCUGGUUUCCGAUUCGAAGGAUAAUACUAUGAACCUCCUAACUGACCUAUUGAAGAAGCAACAAAGUGACGCCGACCAUAACCAAUGGUUUGGCGAGAUCACAGUCAUUGAAAAGGACUUUGGGGCUGCCAUCGGGCAGGACUUCAGUAAUAGACAUGGAUUUGCCGCACAAGGGCCUCGACGAAAGUUGAUGGCACGUGCUAGGAACUGGUUGCUGAAUGCUACUUUGAAGCCACAUCAUAGUUGGGUAUAUUGGAGGGAUGCAGAUGUUGAGACCGCCCCGACGUCUAUCUUGGAGGAUUUGAUGAGACAUAACAAGGAUGUAAUCGUCCCUAAUGUCUGGCGACCUCUCCCCGACUGGCUUGGGAAUGAACAACCUUAUGACUUGAACUCCUGGCAAGAAUCAGAAACUGGUUUAGAACUUGCUGCCAAGCUUGGUGAGGAUGAUGUUAUUGUUGAAGGUUACGCAGAAUAUGCUACCUGGAGACCUCACUUGGCGUAUCUGAGAGAUCCUCGGGGCGAUCCGGACGUGGAGAUGGAACUCGAUGGUGUCGGCGGUGUCAGUAUCCUAGCUAAGGCAUCGGUAUUCCGAGCUGGUGCACAUUUCCCCGCAUUCAGCUUUGAGAAACAUGCCGAGACCGAAGGAUUUGGAAAGAUGUGCCGCCGUAUGAAAUUUACCGUUAUUGGAUUACCUCACUACACCAUUUGGCAUCUUUAUGAACCAUCAUCGGACGACCUUAAGCACAUGAAGGAGAUGGAGGAGCAGAGAAUAGCUCACGAGAAAGAAGAGAAGGAGAAGGCAGAACAAAAGACUCGACUAGAAGAGGGAUGGGAUAUCAAGAAAGAUAAAGACACCUGGGAUAAGGACCAGAAAGAAAUUAUCGACGCAGCCCUCAAAGCAAAGGAGGUCGAGAAGGGUGCCAUGGCUUCCAAAGGCACUGGAAAAGAUUCGGGGAAGACACCAGACCAAGAUUUAAGAGGUAGCCGGGAAGGCCCGAUUGCACAUGUUGAUGAACCUGGAGUUGGGGUUCUUACAACUGAGGAUGAAGAGAAGAAAGGCCAAAUUGUGGGUCACGAAAAUGGUCGAGUAAAACAGAAUAAGCUACCGGUUGAGCCAACAAAGCAAGAGUCUCAAUUCGCAUAA